AUCAAAAAAGACGGAUACGGUCUGGUACAACGUUUAGUUGAGUUCUUAGUUCGUUUCCACUCGUGAAAACAGCUACAAUAAGGUGGCUAUUUGUUUGUGAUCAGAUUCAUGUAAGUCAGUUGUGCAUAUUUCAUUAAGGCGUUUACAAGUACACAAAGUACUGCGAGCCAUCAUAAUAAUUUUCUCCAAUAGUAGAGAUUUCAGACGCACAUUUUCAUCGACUCUGCAAGUAUGACAUCACAGGGUCCAGCGUUUGACUCCAACUGCAUGACGUUGACACGUUAUGUACUGGCCGAGCAGCGAAAGGUACCGUCGGCCACUGGUGACCUGACGCAGCUGCUUAACAGCAUACAAACGGCUGUGAAAGCGGUCAGCUCGGCCGUGCGAAAGGCCGGCAUUGCCAACAUGUAUGGCAUUGCUGGCACGACUAAUAUCCAAGGUGAAGAAGUAAAAAAGCUGGAUGUGCUUAGUAACGAGCUGUUCAUUAAUAUGUUGACUUCUUCGUUCACAACAUGUCUGCUCAUUUCUGAAGAAAAUCCCACUGCCAUAGAAGUGAAUCUGGAAAAUCGUGGAAAAUAUAUCGUGUGUUUUGAUCCCCUCGACGGUUCGUCCAACAUUGACUGUCUCGUGUCCGUUGGUUCCAUCUUCGGCAUUUACAGAAAAGUCAACGAAUGUAAGCCUCCGAGUGUGGAAGAUGCCCUGCAAUCAGGAAAAAAUUUGGUUGCUGCAGGAUACGCACUCUAUGGUUCGGCAACCAUGAUGGUACUGUCUAUCGGUCGUGGGGUGAAUGGUUUUACCUAUGACCCAGCUAUUGGAGAGUUCAUACUUACUGAGAAAAAUAUGAAAAUACCACCAAAAGGCAAAAUAUACAGCAUAAAUGAAGGUAACGAAACGACAUGGAAUAAAGGUAUUAAAGAGUACAUUGAUUCAAAAAAAAAACCACCCAGUGGAAAACCUUACAGUUCCCGUUAUGUGGGGUCCAUGGUGGCUGAUGUUCAUCGCACUAUUAAAUAUGGCGGAAUUUUCAUGUAUCCAGCCACAAGUGACAACCCAAACGGCAAACUUCGUUUGCUUUAUGAAUGCAAUCCAAUGGCAUACAUCGUGAAAGAAGCUGGUGGUUUGGCCUCAAAUGGAGAGAUGAGUAUUUUAGAUAUCGUACCAUCAAACAUUCACCAAAGAUCACCCAUUUUUUUGGGCUCAACUAAUGACGUUGAAGAUGUCUUGAACUGCAUCAAAAGACAUAAAUAAAAUCUUUUGUUAACUAAAAUCACUUGUUUUUUCACUUUUUACAAAGUUAAUAAUAAUUUUUAAAAAUUCUGCCAUGCUUACUCUUUAAGUUUACUGAAUUUUGUUGUACAUGAAUGUCAAAAUG
Molecule: messenger RNA, 1372 nt
Organism: Copidosoma floridanum
Lineage: Eukaryota; Metazoa; Arthropoda; Insecta; Hymenoptera; Encyrtidae
Gene: fbp
Product: fructose-1,6-bisphosphatase
Biological process (GO): fructose 1,6-bisphosphate metabolic process; fructose 6-phosphate metabolic process; gluconeogenesis
Cellular component (GO): cytoplasm; cytosol
Molecular function (GO): fructose 1,6-bisphosphate 1-phosphatase activity
Source: RefSeq, a predicted model, not a curated record